Molecule: messenger RNA, 1868 nt
Organism: Puccinia graminis f. sp. tritici CRL 75-36-700-3
Lineage: Eukaryota; Fungi; Basidiomycota; Pucciniomycetes; Pucciniales; Pucciniaceae
Exons: 3
Coding region: 1-1863 (620 amino acids)
Source: RefSeq, a predicted model, not a curated record
AUGUCCAGAAAAACAGGUCUCUCAGCUCUGGUUCGGCUAAGUGAUACAACCCGUAAAACCCUCGCCAGCCAAGAACUCUCGAUCAAAUCAAGGAAACCAAUCUCUCCGUUUAUAUGUAUCGAUAAUAUCGACUUUGAGGAACGCAUCCACUUCCAGUCAGUUGAAAAAACCAGCCACAUGUUCCAUGGAACAUGGGGGUAUGUUCACACCCUUGAUCCAACUCUUAUCGAAGGCCACAAUCCAAAGGAUUUCUCGCUCGACAGCUACAAGCAGGCGAUCAAAGACUCUGCCAAGUUGAAGAUUACACCACCAAUGUUUAUGCCAACAUUCGAAGAGGAGAUUCACUUUCGUGCAGCCAUCAAGAGCCAAAUUGCUCAAGUAAUGAUGACUUACAUAGCUACAACAGACGAUCCGAAGAAACUUGUUCCUCUUGAAUCACCAACAAUUGAUCAAAUUACUGCUAAAAAACCACAGAUCACAAUGCUCAAACUAAUGCUGGCAUCCGACAACUGCGCUGAAGGAGUCGGAAAAAUCUUCAGCGACAUUAUAGAUCAAACAUAUCUUACCCCCGAACAGUUUUUCUCAGAGCUUCAGGUGAUGGAGGGCGACCUUGGAACGAUUAUGAACCUAGAGUGCUUGCGAUCACAAAGGAAACCCAGUGGUCACAAAGAAGAAAGCCUUGGAAACAUCUUCAUGCUUUUGGGGGCCGCUCACACCUUGUGGAAUAUUGGCCAGGCUAUCUUCCUGAAACACUUUGGAAAUAAUAAAAACCAGGAUGAUCUUGGAGCAUGGAGGACUCUUCAAGCCCUUGGCCUUCCGUCGGAGAAACCAGCUGCGAAAAAAGACUUCACACUUAUGCUCACCAAUAUGCAGAAGAUCCAUGAAGCAACACUUAUUCACUGUUUACUAUUAGUCAUGGGGAUUCCUCGAAACAGCCUACCAAACGAAAAGCUUAAAUUAACAGCCAAAUCAAUCAACCAUGCCAUUGACCUAUGCUACACUCGUUUCUUCGGCUGCACGGCACUCCAAAACGCCGACAAAUCUGAUUCUCCAAAGCUUUUCAACCUCAUGACCCGCUUACGUGAUUUUGCUACUGUCAUCGAAGCCAAUCGAGCAAUGAAAGCAGGCGAUAUUGGUCGAUUAUUGAAUAUCUGGCGGAGAUGGUCUGUAAUGGCACAAGGCAUCACUGGUUUAACUCACUAUGCAAUACACCUCCCUCGAAUGAUCCUCUUAAUCACGAAAGUUCUCCCGCCUGCUCUCUGCCAUGCAAUCCAACAUUCACUCCUUGUCACACCAAGUGGACGGCCAGGUCAUUUUGUGGCCAAGGAUUUCUUGCUUGAAACAUUUAACUAUUGGCUCAAAUUUAUGUUCAACAAAAGCGGUAUUGGCACAAAGGCUAAGCGAUUGAGGGAUCUUUUUUCUUCAAAUGUGCCCUUGCUGCAACGUUUAAUUCGAUCAAUCAAGGAAGAUUCGGGUGCCUGCAAUUAUUAUCAAUCACACAAGCAUCAACUCACACUUCAGUCAAUCAAUGCAUUCCUUCGCAUGGCAAUCACCAAGUCCAUUGGAGAUAAUACGGAUUCCACAAAGACAGCAUCAAUUCCAGCUCCAGCUCUAGAAAAAGGUAAAAAGAAAACCAAAAAGAAAUUAAAAGGAAAAGAUAUUGAUAUUAUGAGACGAGGCAUGGAAGUCAUGCAAAAUGAUGCUCUCACAGGGGGAACUAUUCUAAAUCGCUUCCGACCAUCUGAAACCCUUCUCAAUCCUAGUUGGAUGUUUGACGAGGCUUCUUCACUUCCUAUUUCACCUGGCGAGCUUGACAUUUCACUGGAAGAUUACUUUGGCCCUCUGGAAAAUGAUGAUUGUUGAAUUUU